AUGAAGGUCUACCAGAUCGUGCUCUCUCUACUGGCUUUGGGGGUUGGCUUGCACGCCGCAGACCCUGACCCCAAUGAGUUUCCAUCGUCAGCUAUUUCGUGUCUGCAGCAGCUGUUUCAAGGGGAGUGGAACACAACGACAUACCUCUGCGCCGAGAAGGCCCGGCAGACUGCCCUAGUGGACUGCGUCGCCAAGAAUGGUACAACCAAGGAAGAAUUCAUCACGCAGCGAUUGACCGAAGAAUCCUGCAAUAUCACACCCCGCCCAGGGCCGCCUCUCAUUGAGGGCUCGACUCUAGCUCCCCUCAUUCUGGCCACCUUUUUCUUCACCGUCCGUAUCGGUGCCAAAAGCUUCAGCCUGGGUGGUGGUUGGGGGUGGGAUGACCUGACCAUCAUCAUUUCAUACGUCAUGGGUUUGGCCAUGUUCGUUCUCAAUGUCUAUAUGAUCAAAUAUGGCUUCGGCAAGAAUAUCUGGGAUAUCCCCUUCGCUGAUGUCACUCAAUUUUACAAGUAUUUUCAAGGUUUCGCCGUGAUGUACAAGAUCCAAAUCUCCCUCGCCAAGAUAUCCGUCUGUCUGUUCUUGCUGCGGAUCUUCCAAUCCCGCAUGUUCCGCACGCUGGCAUACACGCUCAUCGGUAUCAACGCAUCGAUUGGAAUCACAUGGGCACUUGUGGACGGGCUGAGAUGCACUCCGGUCCAUUUAGCGUGGGAUGGCUGGAAGAAUGAGGAUCCCGGAACAUGCAUUGAUUUCAUUGCUGCCAUCUUGGGCAACUGCUUGGUGAAUAUCAUUGUCGACGCCAUCAUGGUCUUGAUGCCGGUCUAUGAAGUGAGCAAGCUGCAGCUGCCAUUGUACAAGAAGCUCAGCGUCGGUCUGAUGUUCGUGAUGGGAUCGGUUUUGACUAUCAUCGGCAUCAUCCGAGUAGUCGUAUUCUGGAACAACCGCUGGGGCCAGAAUCAGACCGCUGGUAUAUAUCCUCUGAUCCACUGGUCCGUCAUCGAGUCGCAAGUUGCUAUCAUCUGCGCCUGUCUCCCGUCCUCCCGCGCUCUGCUUAACCACUUCUUCCCCGGCGUUUUCAGCGGGUCGACCAAACGCACGUAUGCCACCGGACCGAGCAACUGGUACGCCAAGGGCCAGUCGAAUGGACAGAGCAAGAUCAACAAAUCGGUCAGCUACACGGUUCAGUACUCGUCAACGUCGCAGAGGGAUUCGUCCCAUAGGGAUGAUUCGAAUGAUUCGAACAGUGUGGUGCAAUUAGUUGACCUUGAUACGAAACGAAAUUAUUAG
Aspergillus pseudonomiae is the source of this 1284-nucleotide messenger RNA. RefSeq lists its product as uncharacterized. NCBI's taxonomy places the organism in Eukaryota, Fungi, Ascomycota, Eurotiomycetes, Eurotiales, Aspergillaceae. The transcript is spliced from 8 exons. The record is from RefSeq and is a predicted model, not a curated record. The coding region runs from base 1 to 1284 and encodes 427 amino acids.